CCGAUGCAGUUUUAUCACGUGAUCCACGCGGUGGUACCGGCGAAAGAACUCACGUGUUGAGGCCCCAAAGCGCGUUGCAGUACGCACAAUGCAGUUGUGUCUUACGCUGGUGUUUGUCUUGAUUACCGCGAGUGAGGCACGCCACUUUUACCCUUACUCGACAUACCCUCCAUAUCAUCCGGUCGCGACGACCGCUCGACCUCAUCAUCAAAGAAACAUCAAUGAUGUGACGGUGGUCGACGAAAAGACGGGGAUCCGCUACAACCCCUACAGCAAGCACCAUCCGGGGAGACAUGUAUGCGCAAAUCAAAGAAACGUCAGUUACCCCAUCCGCACAAAACGCGUGUUCGCCAAACCCACCUACAAGAAAUACAUGGUACGCUGUGGCACCCAAUGGUGCGAAGGUGUUAGGUUAGUGUACGAAAAAUACCACAGAGAAGUUGUCACAGACGCCAACCACACUCUAGUAGACUACACCUGCUGCCCAGGAUGGACACAGGUCAAUUACAAGAGUCACGGCUGUAAUAAACCUGUGUGCUCUCAGCCUUGUAUCAACGGAGGCAAAUGUGUGAGACCCAACGUCUGCAUGUGUCCCCCGGGAUACGACGGCACGUAUUGUGAAACUAAAACCACCGUGUAUACCCCUGACGGGUGUAGUUGUCCCAAUGGUUAUGGUCCCGUUCAAACUAUCUGUCUUUGUCAGUCUCUGGGCCCGUCCUUUUGUCCCCAGCAUUGUCCACCUUGGUGUCCCCAAAUAUGUCCCAAUUUGUGUCCUCUUCACGUAGUGUGUCCCCAAUCUCAGUGCACUUGUGCUCGAAUUUGUCCUAAACAACGUCCUUCCAAACACAACGGGUUGCAAGACGAUGACAGACCCAUGUGUCCUGUGUGUCUAAAUGGAGGAACCUGUAGGCCUCCGAUUUGUAUUUGUCCUCCGGGAUUCACCGGAAUUCGUUGUGAAAAUGCGCAGAUUCAAACGGACUGCAGUCUGCCGUGCAAGAACGGCGGCACUUGCAAGACCAAGUCCGUGUGCAUCUGCCCACCAGGCUUCACUGGUAAGCUCUGUGACAAAGACGUGGAUGAGUGCAAGCAGAAGCCUUGCGACCAAAUAUGUUACAACACACCCGGGAGCUACCGAUGCGAAUGCAAAGAGUCCUUCGUAUUGCAAAGAGACGGUCAGACUUGUCGUAAAGAGAACGACGACGAUACGGCGCUCGAGGCCAAAGAUUUGGAUGCACAGCAAAGAUUGGAUAAGAUGGAUAAACGUCUGCAGACGCUGGAAAAGAUGAUGAAAGAAAAAAGUAACAAUGAAGUUACGAAGCAGGAUCUUAAAAGUAUUUAUGGAAAUAUUGAUAGAAUAUCUAGCGAUAUCGGUAGUAUAGCAUGCAAACUGCGACGAUUGGAAAGUUAUAAUCAAGAUAUUGAACAUCUAAAAAGUAGCAUCGAUGUUGAAAAUCAAGGAAUUUCGCCUUCUAGUAACUCUAAGCAUUUUCCUCCUCCAUCUGAGGAAGAAAGCUGUGACUGUGAAAAACCACAAGAACAUCCUCCAGGGUGUAAAUGUGUUCACUUUAGGACUUUAUAAAAUCGGUGUAUACAUCUAUGUAAAAAUCUAAACUUAUAUUUAUAUGUAAAAACAUAAAUAAACAUUUAAAAAUGUACUUUUAUUUUUAAUAAACCAACUAUACUUAACAA
This is a messenger RNA of Tribolium madens (black flour beetle), 1689 nucleotides long. RefSeq names its product protein jagged-1b-like. NCBI's taxonomy places the organism in Eukaryota, Metazoa, Arthropoda, Insecta, Coleoptera, Tenebrionidae. Gene Ontology annotation, cellular component: extracellular region; cell surface. The record is from RefSeq and is a predicted model, not a curated record. Gene Ontology annotation, biological process: anatomical structure development. The transcript has 10 exons. The coding region runs from base 89 to 1579 and encodes 496 amino acids. Gene Ontology annotation, molecular function: signaling receptor binding; calcium ion binding.